Messenger RNA from Parnassius mnemosyne (clouded apollo), 321 nucleotides. The record is from the annotation of a GenBank genome assembly. NCBI's taxonomy places the organism in Eukaryota, Metazoa, Arthropoda, Insecta, Lepidoptera, Papilionidae.
AUGCUAGCCGCGAUCUCAAAAUUUUUGUAUUUACAAUUAGUACAAAAUGUGUGUCUUUGUUUCACAGAUUUUCAAUACGAAAUAAUAAAAGUUGGAACUACAGGCAAAUCCGUCAUUAUGUACCAAAAUUAUACAUUUUCUUACCAAGGUCCGAAGAAUGUAAAGCUGUAUCCAUACUGUUCGAAAAAGAACUCGACUAAAUGCCCAGCUAGACUGAAACUAGACAAGGAAGGCAACAUUAUAUAUGCCAUUACCGAACACAAUCAUCCACCGCCUAAAUAUACGAGAGCCAGCGGUGGUUUAUAUAUUAAAAUUGACUGA